Messenger RNA from Penicillium daleae, 3960 nucleotides. RefSeq lists its product as uncharacterized. Gene Ontology annotation, molecular function: 5-oxoprolinase (ATP-hydrolyzing) activity. The record is from RefSeq and is a predicted model, not a curated record. Gene Ontology annotation, biological process: glutathione metabolic process. Lineage: Eukaryota; Fungi; Ascomycota; Eurotiomycetes; Eurotiales; Aspergillaceae. The transcript is spliced from 7 exons. Bases 1 to 3960 code for a protein of 1319 amino acids. Gene Ontology annotation, cellular component: cytosol.
AUGUCUCCUCACAAGCUGGAUGGUCCGAGUAUCAAGAUUGCCAUCGAUCGCGGUGGCACUUUCACCGACUGCUUAGGUAUUGUCGAUGGUCAGGAAGAGGAGAUUGUUGUCAAGCUGCUCUCCCAAGACCCAGCCAAUUAUGCAGACGCUCCAAUUGAGGGCAUUCGCCGUAUUCUUGAGCAGGCUACAGGCAAGACAUUUCCUCGUGAUCAAAAACUCACCACUGGAGACUUCUCCAAUGUCAGCAUCCGCAUGGGAACAACGGUUGCCACGAAUGCGCUGCUCGAACGAAAGGGAGAACGUCAUGCCCUCUUGAUCACUAAGGGCUUCAAAGAUGCUCUGGUCAUCGGAACUCAAUCGCGCCCAAAACUCUUUGCUCUGAACAUCCAAAGACCGGAUGUGCUAUAUGAGGACGUUGUUGAAGUUCAAGAACGAGUCACCAUUGAGGACUACCAGCAAAAUCCUACACCCAACAAGGAAAGCCUUGAGAAGGCUCUGGGGUCUGACCCUUGCUUGAGGCGCGGUGUCAGCGGUGAAGUGGUUCGUAUCCUAGAGCCGCUUGAUGAGUCUUGCACAAGAAAGAGUCUUGAACAGCUGUAUGCAAAGGGCUACCGCUCAAUUGCAGUCUGCCUAGUCCAUUCAUAUACCUUCCAAGAGCAUGAGCUUUCAAUUGAGCGCAUUGCGAGUGAGGUCGGAUUUACGCAGAUAUCAUUGUCCAGCCAGCUGCUUCCUAUGAUCAAGAUGACCUCUCGAGGUGCCUCUGCUACUGCAGAUGCCUACCUGACACCUGUCAUUCAACGAUAUAUUGAAGGGUUCCGAUCUGGGUUCAAAGAUGGACUGCGCUCAGAAAACACACGCUGCGAGUUUAUGCAAAGUGAUGGCGGCUUGGCUAAUUUUGAAAAAUUUACCGGUCUUCGAGCAAUCUUGUCAGGCCCUGCUGGUGGUGUUGUGGGAUAUGCAGGGACAUCUUUUGACGAGACGGACCGAAAGCCUGUUAUUGGUUUUGAUAUGGGUGGAACCAGCACUGACGUCUCCCGGUAUGACGGAAAGCUGGAGCAUACCUUCGAGAACACCAUAUCUGGUGUCACAGUGAUGGCGCCUCAGCUAGAUAUCAACACAGUCGCCGCUGGUGGUGGUAGCAUUCUAUUUUGGCGCCAUGGACUCUUUGUUGUUGGCCCCGAGUCAGCAGGUGCUCAUCCUGGACCAGCUUGCUACCGCAAAGGUGGACCACUAACAGUGACGGAUGCCAAUCUCUUCCUUGGCCGUCUUCUGCCGGAAUACUUCCCCAAGAUAUUUGGCCCCAACGAGAAUGAGCCUCUUGAUGUUGAGGUAACCCGGCAAAAGUUCACUGAGCUGGCAGAUCAGAUCAAUGCAGAGACCGGCCAGAAAAAGACACCUGAGGAGAUUGCGCUCGGCUUCAUUCAAGUCGCCAACGAAUCUAUGGCGAAGCCCAUUCGUGCGCUGACAGAGGCUCGUGGAUAUGACACUUCAGCACAUAAUCUUGCAUGCUUUGGAGGUGCAGGUGGACAGCAUGCGUGUGCCAUUGCCUCAUCUCUAUCUAUUGGAACGGUUAUCAUACACAGAUAUUCGUCUAUCUUGUCAGCGUACGGAAUGGCUCUUGCGGACGUGGUCCACGAAGCCCAAGAACCAGCCUCCGGUGUUUUAGACUCAGCAGCAAUGCAAACCAUUACCCAACGUGUAACUGCACUGAGAUCUAAAGUGACUACCGCAUUGAGCUCCGAUGGAAUCGAUGAGACUCAGAUUCAGCACGAAAUCUAUCUUAACCUACGCUACCAGGGCACUGACAACACUCUUAUGGUCCUAGAGCCCGAGAAUGGAGAUUUCAUUGCAGAGUUUGUGAAGGAGCACCAGCGGGAGUUUUCAUUCACUUUUCCAGGUCGCAACAUAUUGGUAGAAGAUAUUCGUGUCCGCGGAGUUGGAAAGGCCACCUCAUUUACUCCGGAGGCUCCCCAAAAGGAACUCAAUUCAACCGCAAGCAUCCCUGUCGGCUCUGAAAGGCAAGAUGACUCUUCAUCCGUCUACUUCGCUGGUGUGGGUCAAAUGAACACGCCGGUCUUCUUCCUGAACAAUCUGCAGCCAGGAACCUUCAUCCAAGGUCCAGCGAUGAUCAUCGAUAACACCCAAACCAUUGUGGUCGAACCAAAUGCGACCGCAAAAAUCUUGUCUCGACAUGUCAUUCUGGAUGUCAAGUCUUCGAAGAAGCAAAUCGACGACGCUACGGUCGUGGAUCCAAUUAAGCUGUCCAUCUUUGGCCAUCGUUUCAUGUCGGUGGCUGAUCAGAUGAGCCGCAUGUUCCAGAAGACAUCUGUGUCAACAAAUAUCAAGGAGCGGUUGGAUUUCUCGUGCGCAGUGUUCUCGCCUGACGGAAAGCUAGUCGCAAACGCACCCAAUGUACCAGUGCACUUGGGAAGUAUGGAGUAUGCCGUUCGGUACCAGCACGAGCAAUAUGGCAGCGACUUGAAGCCUGGAGACCAUAUUUUGACAAACCAUCCUCUUGCUGGAGGCACUCAUCUCCCUGAUAUCACCAUUAUAACGCCAGUCUGGGACAGUGAAGGCAAAAAUAUCAUCUUCUACGUUGCUUCUCGUGGUCACCAUGCUGAGAUUGGUGGCAUUGCUCCUGGGUCUAUGCCUUCCAACAGUAAAAUGCUAUACGAAGAAGGUGCGAUGACGAUGGGCUUCAAGGUUGUCUCAGAAGGCCGCUUUGACGAAGCCGUGGUUCGCAAAUUCCUCUACAAUGAGCCCGCCUCAUAUCCGGGCUGCAGCGGGACACGAACUUACAAUGACAACGUCUCUGACUUGAAAGCAGCUAUCGCGGCAAAUCACAAGGGUGCGCAGCUGCUUGAGGGUCUCGUGGCUGAGAACAGCUUGAAGGUUGUCCACUUCUAUAUGGAUGCAAUCAAGCGUAACGCUGAGGUCGCUGUCCGCGAGCUUUUGAAGUCGAUUGGCCGCGAGAAUCCCGGUCAAUCUUUGAAAUUCUCCGAUUUCAUGGAUGAUGGUACUGAGAUUAGACUUGAGAUCCGCAUUGAUGCUGAAACUGGAUCAGCCGAUUUCGAUUUCACCGGAACUGGUCGUGAGACGUUCAACUGUCUCAACGCACCCAAGGCUAUUGCUCACUCAGCUAUUAUAUAUAGCUUGCGCGCUCUAAUUGACGUGGACAUUCCCCUUAACCAAGGUUGCCUUGCACCCGUCAAUGUGAUCAUCCCGCCAGGGACACUUCUCAACCCAUCCGGGCAUGCCGCUGUCUGCGCAGGAAAUCCAAUCACCUCACAGCGCAUUACGGAUGUUGUACUAGGGGCCUUUGGGGCCUGUGCUGCCUCUCAAGGUUGCUGUAACAUCAUCUCCUUCGGCAUGGGUGGAGUUGAUCCGAAGACAGGCGUUGAGAUUCCUGGAUUCGGGGUAGGAGAGACUAUCUGUGGUGGCUCUGGCGCUGGUGCGUCCUGGCAUGGCACUUCAGGCGUUCACGUCCAUAUGACCAAUACACGCAUCACCGAUGCUGAGGUCUAUGAGCUGAGAUACCCCGUGAUUCUCCGUCAAUUCUCGAUCCGUGGGGGAUCUGGUGGAGUGGGACGCUUCCGUGGCGGCGACGGCGUCAUCCGCGAGCUGGAGUUCCGUAUGCCGCUUUCUGUUUCGAUGCUUAGUGAGCGACGAGUCUACCGGCCGUACGGCUUGGGAGGAGGUGGGUCUGGCCAGGCGGGUCUGAAUCUGUAUGUCAAGAAAGAGCUGGAUGGUACGGAAAGAAUGAUCAACAUUGGUGGUAAGAUGGAGCUUGAGGUACAGCCGGGAGAGAGAAUUCUCAUUCAUACACCAGGAGGUGGUGGCUGGGGCACCCCGUCGGAGGAGAAAGAGUCAGACUCCACUCGGCAUCUUGGAAGUGCCUCAACUUUCCAGGCAAGAGGCAGUGUUUAUACUUUCAGCCAAACCGCAGAAGCUGCCUUAUGA